Molecule: messenger RNA, 1656 nt
Organism: Carassius auratus (goldfish)
Lineage: Eukaryota; Metazoa; Chordata; Actinopteri; Cypriniformes; Cyprinidae
Product: actin cytoskeleton-regulatory complex protein SLA1-like
Exons: 4
Coding region: 36-488 (150 amino acids)
Molecular function (GO): protein binding
Source: RefSeq, a predicted model, not a curated record
CGUUUCCUAGAAAAGCACCUAAACAUGAUCUUGUAAUGAGUGUGCGUGUAAGAGAGUAUUUAAAGAGGGGAGAAGAUUUAGCACUUGCAGUGAUUCUUCUUGCAGUUUGUGUUUUGUUUGACUUCGUCAUGCAGCAAAUCUACACACAGAGCCAUGAAGAGUUUGAGGUGUUCACCACUGUUCUGUCGCCUCAAGUUUGUCAGAAGAGAGUGAUAUUCAAGCACCAAGGAGAAAUGAUGGUUGUGGCAGCAGACUACAGCGCAGACUGUGAUGAAGAGCUGAGUGUCCGUGCCGGUGAGGUUGUGUUGCUGCUGUAUCAGGAGAAUGCUGACUGGUGUUAUGUCCGACUUCAGAACGGAAAGGAAGGAUACCUGCCCACAGCCUGCUUCACUACGAGGGCGUUCUCUGAAUCUGCUGCGGCGAGCGUCUCUGUCAGGAGUGCCAGGUUCACCUCGGUUGCUUCAGCGGCUGCUCUCUCGUCGACGUAGUGAGGGACAUGCUGUACGUUCGAUCGGCUCCAUCAAUCAUGCAUUUCAUCCUGACUGAUCCAUCUAACCCUAGAGCUCCAGUUUUCUCUUCUAAAUGGGUCACAGAACAUCAGAAACUAGGACAAGUCUGACACCAAAGUUCAGUCUGCAUGCAACUCCUUCAGAUUUGGAGAUAAAACUGACUUUGGUGUCCUGAUUAGGGUUUGGGGCCUCGGUAACUUCGUAGCCAGUUCCUAGCACUGAAACUGUUAACUGGUGUUAAGAAUCUUUACCAUUACUGCCCCGUGUAAAUAUGUGAAUACUGGUAAAAAAAAAAAAAAAAAAUGUAAAGCCCUGCAAGUUGCUUUGGAUAAAAGCGUCUGCUACAUGCAUAAAUGUAAAUAUUGUGAUUUUUUUUUUUUUUAUCCGAAAUUUCACACUCUUCUUCACCUAUGAAUGUAUAUAAUAUGUACAUGUUUUGACUAAUAAUACAGAAAGACUACAAUGAGAAAUUGUGAUUAUGUGUAAGUUUGUGUAAUAUAUAUAUAUAUAUGUAAUUUUUAUAUUAUAAUGAUAGUGUUGCCAAAGUUAAUACUAACCCAAAAAAGUAUAAAAAUAAAAUUAUUUUUAAUCUAUAACAAAACACAGAGAAAACGCACUUGCAGAAAACCAUUUACAAUGGAAGUAUUAAAGUAUUAUGUAGUGUAUCUAAGUUUUUGUGUAUAUAUUUUCCAUUUUUCCUUUUUUUUUUUUCGACCCUGAAUUUGUUUUAUUCUGCAUAUUACAUAAAAAUCAUACAAUGUAAUUUCAACCACACCUCAGAUCAUAACUUACCACACCACAAAGUAUCUAAACUAAACUAAAUUAUUAUUAUUUAUUAUUUGCCAUUUUCGAUGGUAUGAAUACUGUUAAAUGAUGGUUUACCCUUGAUGCUCUUUCAUUUUUAUGGACUUUUUAGCUUGUAUUUUGAGGACGUUGGCACAUAGCUCUGACUGCUGCAAAAUGUAAUGAAAUUAAAAGUCAUUUUGUAAUUCACAGGCUUUAAUGAUCAUCACUUCAUCAGGCUUAACUAGGAGAAAAUAUCAACUCUAAUUUGGUAAUACGUUACAAUUAGGUUUAAUUUGUGAAUGCAUUAUGUAUUAUGAACUAACAAUGAACAAUUUCAUUUAACUUCAGAAUUUAUGAAAAU